Messenger RNA from Coffea eugenioides, 819 nucleotides. RefSeq lists its product as uncharacterized. Gene Ontology annotation, cellular component: Ctf18 RFC-like complex. Bases 112 to 585 code for a protein of 157 amino acids. The record is from RefSeq and is a predicted model, not a curated record. Lineage: Eukaryota; Viridiplantae; Streptophyta; Magnoliopsida; Gentianales; Rubiaceae. The transcript has 3 exons. Gene Ontology annotation, biological process: mitotic sister chromatid cohesion.
CCUUUCCUCGUUACUUACUACUCCUUCAACCUGCCAUUUUUUGACAGCCCAAAAAAAAAAUCCACCCCCACUGCUUGAAUUCAAUUCAUCCGUUGGGUAAUCGCACGGGGGAUGCAGAUAAAGGUGAAGUGCAGCUGCGGUCAAGGCAAUUGCCCGGAAUGGGCAAUUCUGGAACUCCAAGGCGUGGUUGAGGCCCAGCCCUCCUUUCAAGAUCGCCUCCGCAAUCUCCAUAUCGGCCUUCUCUGCCGACCCUCGUCUCAGGAAAGUUACACGUUUACAGUAGGGUACCACGAGUUGACGGGGACGAAGGUGCCCCUGAAGAAGCCUAUUUUGGUGUUGAAGAAAACUAGGGUCUCAGAUGAGGAUGUGGUUGAAGGAGAGGGAGAGGAAGAGAAGGAUAGUGGAGGGGAUAUUGCUUCUCCGUCAAAUUCAAGGGUACAAUUGGCUGUCAUUGGAAUUAUUCGCCACAAGAUAUUGUUCAAGACCAGACCAAAGGCGCUCAUCUCUGGACCUCAAACUGUUGCCAUGGGAAAAAUCAGUACGCCAAGUUCCCUUGCGCCAAAUUGUGGAUAUACCUUUGCCUGAAUUACCAUCGUAUCCUGCUUUGCGCUCGUGGAGAAGCGAGGGAAUUUGAUUUUCCUGUUGCCUUCUUGAGAAGCACUUGAAAAAAAAAAGAGUAGUUAGUGGCAAAAGUUCAGUUUCAAUCCUCUAGUGCUUGUGUAACUUCCUUCUUGAUCAUCACAGAAACUGUUCAUUCUCUUGUCAUAAACUGGUUUCUGUUUGGGAUGGUACAUUUUUUUUUUAUACCGUUUGAUAUAA